Molecule: messenger RNA, 2781 nt
Organism: Chanos chanos (milkfish)
Lineage: Eukaryota; Metazoa; Chordata; Actinopteri; Gonorynchiformes; Chanidae
Gene: dym
Product: dymeclin
Exons: 18
Coding region: 184-2364 (726 amino acids)
Biological process (GO): Golgi organization
Cellular component (GO): Golgi apparatus
Source: RefSeq, a predicted model, not a curated record
UUGAAUUUAACGACUACUUAUAAACCAUUUUAUACCGUUCUGUUUUAUCUAAACCGGCCCAGGAAUCAACGACGUUCUGAUUAAGAGCUGGAACUGACAGAGUCUUGAACAACAAAUAUUUGACAGGACUUGGCACAGUGGGAGAUGAGGCUUUGAGGAGGCCUCAUCCUGUUGCCGUGGGAGAUGGGAGCCAACAUCAGCCAGGUUAGUGACCUGUCCGAGAGUCAGAGCUUGAAGAGACUUAUCGGCCCGGAGUCCAUCUGUGAAAAUGACCCCUUCUGGAACCAGCUUAUCUCCUUUACAUUCACAAGCCCCACCAACAGCUCCGAUGCUAAGCUGUUGGAUGAGGCAGUCAUCCCCCUUGCGAAGACUUUAAUUGAGAAUAAUCCACGGUCAGGAAACUUUGGAGCGUUGGUCAGAGUUUUCCUUGGAAGAACCAAAGAGCUGAAAAUAUCUACGGAAUGCCAAGAUCAGCUGUUUAUCUGGCAAGCCCAUAAUGCUUUGUUCCUGGUACGCUGUCUUCUCAAAGUCUUUAUCAGGGAGAUGAGUGAGCAAGACCUGCACUUACAGUUCUCGUACCAGGAGAGGGCGCCAGGUACCUGCGAUUCGAGAAGCGAAGACCUGCUGGAGGAGCUCAUCUAUAAUCUGGUGUAUCUCAUUGUGGAGGUCCCUCUACUGGACAUCACCUACAACAUCCUGUUUGAGGCUGUGACCACCUUACUGGUUCUGUUGUCCUAUCAGCUCUUCCAAAAAGAGAUCCUGAGGGAGGGGCUUAUCUACCGCUGCUUAACUACUGGUCGAUGUCUGUCUCUGACCAGCCGUCUGGUGAAGACCCUCCUGUAUAACUUCAUCAGGCAGGAGAAAUGUCCCCUUCCGGCCACGCAGGUAUUCCAGCCUCAGUCUGCUGGAGGAGGGCUCCUGUAUGGCCUGGCGUCCGGCGUGGCCAGCGGGUUAUGGAGUGUAUUCACGUUAGGUGGAGCUGGAGGCAAACAUGGGUUGGACCAGGAGCAGAACCCAUUACCACUGUCCAAUCAGAGUUUGCUACUGCUGUUGGUUCUGGCCAAUCUGACAGAUGGACCAGAUUCUCCUAACCCUUACAGACAAGCUGUUACCUGCUUUAAAAAUACACAAGACACGUCCUCUAUCCCCUCUCCUCAGCCCCACACAUUCCAGAUUAACUUUAACAGUCUGUACACGGCUCUGUGUGAGCAGCAGAGAUCAGACCAGGCCACACUUCUCCUUUACACUCUACUGCACCAGAACGCCAAUAUGAGGACAUAUGUACUGUCCCGCACAGACAUGGAGAACCUGGUCAUGCCCAUUCUGGAGAUCCUUUAUCAUGUGGAGGAGAGGAACUCCCAUCAUGUGUACAUGGCUCUUAUUAUCCUUCUGAUCCUUACCGAGGAUGACACCUUCAACCGCUCCAUUCACGAGGUGGUGCUGAAGAACAUUAGCUGGUACACGGAGAGGGCACUGACUGAGAUCUCUCUGGGUAGUCUGUUAAUCCUGGUGGUCAUUCGCACCAUCCAGUUCAAUAUGACCAGAACCAGGGAUAAAUACCUGCACACCAACUGUCUAGCAGCCCUGGCCAACAUGUCUGCCCAGUUUAGGAGCCUGCACCAGUAUGCGGCUCAGCGAAUCAUCAGUGUUACCAGCCGCCACAUGCAGAGGUACUUGUAUGUGCUGGACAGUAAGUUUUUCCCCCAGUCCAGCUGCAGUUGGCUGGGACACUUGCUGGUCGUCGCGGGCGAUGCGGGGGAGGAGCUUACGAACUUGAAUUGCUCGUUCAUACUCAAGUCCUAUGCCUCCAGCCUGUUUGCUCUGCUGUCCAAGAAGCACAAUAAGGUUUUGGAACAGGCCACGCAAUCCUUACAUGGGCCACUAGGUUCAGAUGAUGGAAGUGCCCUACCAGACUAUGCUCAGGAUCUGAGUGUCAUAGAAGAGGUCAUCCGUAUGAUGCUGGAGAUCAUUAACUCUUGCCUGUUCAACUCUCUCCAUCACAACCCAAACCUGGUCUAUGCUCUGCUCUACAAGCGAGAACUCUUUGAGCAGUUCAGGUCACACCCGUCUUUCCAGGACAUCAUGCAGAACCUGGACACGGUUAUUAGUUUCUUCAGCCAGAAACUAGAGCAGGCAGGUACUGACCUGUCCGUGGAGAGAGUUCAAGAGGUCAUUAAGAAAGGAGCAGUGGCCCUUCCCAAAGAUCGCCUGAAGAAGUUUCCAGAGCUAAAGUUUAAGUAUGUGGAGGAGGAUCAGCCUGAGGACUUCUUCAUUCCUUAUGUCUGGUCUCUGGUCUUCAGUUCUGGAGUUGGCCUCUACUGGAACCCCCAAGGCAUAGAGCUCUUCACCAUGGACUCCAGCUGAGAGUGUGUGUGUCUGUGUGUGUGUUUCUUAUUGCAUAUGUUUGCUUGUCAGGGUAUGGACUAUUUGCGUGUGUGUGUGUGUGUGUGUGACUGUGCUUGCGUCAUUACGUGUAGCUUUUGCUUUGUAAACGUAAAGCUGUAGAAGUGUCAGGUUUUGGAAGUGCCUCUAUCGUGAUGGAUGAGUGAAUCUUGUUGUGGGGGUUUACAGGACACUUUCACACUAACCCUCAUUUCUGACUCCUGGGCUUCCACUGUGUCUGGUUCCACCACCAGUCCAUAUCACAGAGUUUAAAGGACAUCUCGCUCAAAAUACUGUCACUGCUCUGCCACUAGACUAGUGUUCAUACUGACAUCAGCUGCACUGAAUUCUGUGUAUAGCACGUUCAGUGUGCACUACAUUUUGCUAGUGUGCAAUGCA